UUCAAAAGCCUUCCCCAUGCUAUUGCUUACUACCACCACUCUUCCUCCAUUUCUUCUCCUUCUUCCCAAAAAAAAAACCCACAAAUGUGCCCGUAGAACACAUUCAAUUGACAAAAAAAAAAAUUAAGGUUUUUCCAUAGGAUAAUGCAAGAUAUUCAUCAUCACUCGAUGGUCUGCGGCGGCGGAGGAGUCGCCGGAGGAGCGGGGAGGUUCUUCAGCGGAGGCAUAGGUGGCGGCGGCGGGGGCGGAGGAGAUCGGAGGCUGCGGGCCCACCAGAGCCAGCAUAACCACCACCAGGCUCUCAAGUGCCCUCGUUGCAAUUCCCUGAACACUAAGUUCUGCUACUACAACAACUACAAUCUCUCCCAGCCACGUCACUUCUGCAAGAGCUGCCGUCGCUACUGGACUAAAGGCGGCGUCCUCCGCAACGUCCCCGUCGGCGGAGGCUGCCGGAAAACCAAGCGCGCCAAAUCCAAGCAGCCUUCCUCCUCCUCCUCUUCCGCAGCCGCCGGAAAACAGACGCCGGACACAGAGGGGGAAGGAAAGUCAUCGGCUUCUCACUCCAGCAGCGAGAGCUCCUCCCUCACCGCCUCCGCCUCCGCCGGAGUCCGGCCGGGAUCGGCUUCUGCGGCGGAGGUUGCGUCGGUGCCCAUAUCUGGAUAUGGUGUGAACAACACGAGAAUUUACGGAAGCGGAAUCGAAUGGUCGGCGUUGAUCGGAGAAGGUUCAUCGGACGUUGGGGUUUUCACGGAGAUGGGGAACUUCACGAGCUUGAUUUCGACGGUGCCGACGAAUGAAACGGCAGCGUUUGGGUUCGGGGGCAAUUCGGUAAAUCCGAACCAGCAGUGUCUGGAUCAUCAGACGGCGCAGGUUGAUUUCCCGGUGAGAUCAUCGGACCCGGUCGUUGGAUUUGGACCGUUGGAUUGGGGAGGGGAGGAAGGGGAUCAAUCACUGUUUGAUCUUACCAGCACCGUUGAUCAUGCAUACUGGAAUCAAAGUCAAUGGACGACCGAUCAGGAUCAUACUGGUCUUUAUCUCCCCUGAUUUUUUUACUCCUGCUUUAACCGGGUUCAAAAAAAUAAAAAUAUUAUAAGGUCGGAUAAUUAAUGAAUUCAAGGGUGAAAAAGUGGGGCAUAAUAUAUGACUGUAUUUUUUUUUUAAAUAUGAUAAGUUUUACCCUUUAGUUUAUUUUUUUUGGGAUUGUCAUGUUUUGUCUGGUUUUGGGACUGACCAUUUCUUGUUUAUAAUAUAAUUAUUACAAGAUAUAAAUUAUGAGAUUAUUUCAUUGAUGUAUGGUGUGUGUAUGUAUGUAUGUAUGUAUGUAUAUAUGUGUGGAUGUAUUGCGCAUAGGGCAUACAAAACAUUGUACUCAAUGGUUUGAUUAUAUAACCAUAUGGAAUC
Messenger RNA from Tarenaya hassleriana, 1401 nucleotides. RefSeq names its product dof zinc finger protein DOF5.4. Bases 145 to 1044 code for a protein of 299 amino acids. The transcript has a single exon. NCBI's taxonomy places the organism in Eukaryota, Viridiplantae, Streptophyta, Magnoliopsida, Brassicales, Cleomaceae. Gene Ontology annotation, biological process: regulation of DNA-templated transcription. The record is from RefSeq and is a predicted model, not a curated record. Gene Ontology annotation, molecular function: DNA-binding transcription factor activity; DNA binding.